Molecule: messenger RNA, 2970 nt
Organism: Phoenix dactylifera (date palm)
Lineage: Eukaryota; Viridiplantae; Streptophyta; Magnoliopsida; Arecales; Arecaceae
Source: RefSeq, a predicted model, not a curated record
AUGAGGAAGCUAAGCGCAAACCUAGACCGAGAAGAUGGUCUGGACACCGUCCUCGAAGUCCCAAUCCCUGAAGAGAUGUUCUCGUCCGGAGGCAACUCUAGAAGCCACAAAUCUCUGUACACCAACAUGAAGGCGUGGAUGCGAUCCCAUGUAGACCGUCCUGCACCCUCUUCUCUCGGCCGAGAAGCCGAGCUCCUCCAGCUCAUGCUCGGCGUUAUCGGUGCGCCCCUCGUCCCGCUCCCCGUCCAAGCCCAAAAAUCCAUCAUCAGCCACCACAUCAAAGCGGAGGACCCUAUUGAGGCAUCGAUGGCGAAAUACAUAAUACAGCAAUACAUCGCAGCGUCAGGCGGGGAGCAGGCUUUAAACUCGGUGAAUAGUAUGUAUGCCAUUGGGAAAGUUAGGAUGACAGCCUCAGAAGUACUCCUCACGGCGAACGGCAAUGACACCGGCCCUACCAAUAAGAAGGUGACCAAAGGUGGACGUGGAGGGGAGAUGGGAGGGUUCGUGCUCUGGCAGAAGAAGCCGGACCUGUGGUGCCUCGAGCUGGUGGUGGCUGGGCGCAAGAUCAGCGCCGGCAGCGACGGCAAGGUGGCGUGGAGGCAAACACCAUGGCACCAGUCCCAUGCCUCUAGGGGACCUCCACGACCCCUUCGCCGAGCUCUUCAGGGUCUCGAUCCAAGGUCCACGGCCAGCUUAUUCUCCGACGCUGUCUGCCUCGGGGAGAAGGCGGUGAACGGCGAGGAUUGCUUCGUCUUAAGGCUGGACGCCCAAGCGGCGGCCCUGCGAGCCCGAAGCAGCGGCGGCGUGGAGAUCAUCAGGCACUCGGUGUGGGGCUACUUCAGCCAGCGGACCGGCCUGCUCGUCCAAUUAGAAGACUCCCUUCUCCUCCGGAUCAAAUCCGCGAGCGAGGAGAGCGCCUACUGGGAGACCACCAUGGAGUCAUUCGUCGAAGACUACCGGCCCAUUGAUGGCAUCUAUAUCGCGCACGCCGGGCGCACCGCUGCAUCUCUGUUCCGGUUCGGCGGCUCCGACGAUGAUGGGCACACAAGGACGCGCAUGGAAGAGGCGUGGGCCGUCGAAGAGGUAGACUUUAAUAUACGGGGCUUGUCCGUGGACUGCUUCUUGCCUCCGGGGGACCUGGAAGAGGAGAAGCCAGGCUGCGAUGCAAUGGUGAACAGCGCGCGUCCACCUACCAGAGCUCAGGCCCUCCCAAGGAUUGGCCAUUCCAAGGUUGCUGCACUCGACGUAGAGGAUUCGGAUCCAACGCACGAGGAAGAUGGCAGAAGGAGAUCUUGACUACAGAGCUCAUGGACUGCUGCAAAUCCUGGCCGAUCUUUUAGGGGUGUCCUAUUUUGAGGUACAAUGGCUGCUGCAAACCCAAGACGACACCCUUUCAAAUAAGCUGUUGACGCCUUGUUCUUCUCCAUUUACCUGUUCUUCUUCAAAUAGUUGUUGCAGGCUACCGAGGCAAUGGCUAUUCUCACGGUACGAUCCUCCGACGAGUUUGCACGCGAGAGAAAUACGGAAGCUACUGAUCCAACGGAACAUAAAGCUAGAGGGUGAGACCUGGACCUGCAGAGACAAAAAAAUGCCUCACCAAGUACUUGGCAGCAUCAUGGCUAUUCACAAGGGAAGUGCUUGCAUUGAGCUAGAAUUGGGACGCAAAAGUGAGCUUGCCUUAUGAUACUCUUACUCUUAGGUAUUAAUGUUAGCGAGGUUGAGGGUUUCGCGGACUCAGGUGCAAUGAGGAGUAUUAGAGAUUUUGUAUGUGGUAUUAUGCGUAUGGUGUAACAAUGGUGUGGGUGCAUGUAAGACUCAGGUGCAGGGUUUUUGAGUGCAAAGAAAAAUAAGUUGUCGACCUGAAUGCACACCUGGAUUCCAGAAAACAAAUGUCAAGAUGAAUAAAGAGCGGCGGGCAGAUUGAAAUAUCAUAUGAUUCACUGAAUCUAAUCCAACCACAAGCUAGUAUAAAUAAACUAUUUAUUAAAACUACUGAUAUAUUACUAAGACUACUUAAGAGUAAUCGAAGCUUAUAUUAAGCUUAAGUAAACUAAAGAUUUUAGUUACUGCGUGCGUAACUAUUCAGUUACUUGAGAUUGAAGUGAAAAUAGAUUAAAGGAUUUAGUAACUACUUGAGAGGCUACUAAUGUCAGGCUUUAAGGGACUCCAGUAGCAUAAGUAAACUACAUCAUAGAUAACUACAUUGCAAUUGUUCAACCAUUCCCGGUCAAUCCAAUCCAUCUCAUAACCUUUUAGAGACAAUCCAAUCCAUUUCAUAUAGUAUCCCAUCCACCAACAGCAAAUUGAUGCUGAAAUAAAUCAGACUAGCUGGAGCUUAAAUACACAGACAAUAAAUCCGCACUAUAACUUGAGUCAAAAACAAACUAUUUAAUCCACACUGUACAUUUGAUCUUUGAAAUCCAAUGCAUUUGAAAUCGAAAAAUCAAAUUGGUUUAAACAUGGUACAUGAACAAGAUACAAGAUCAGUGAUUUUUUUGUGAUUUUAAGUCUUAGCAAAAUUCAUUAGUUCAGUGUUUCCAACCAUACAUCCUGUUUUUCUUAGUCUAACCAUAAAUGAAUUUAUUCAUGUCCUACUCAUAGAAUUAGCAAUUGUACAUCAAAACUUACAUUUACUAUCAUAGCACGUACGCUAACACCAGAAACAUAAUUAUUUCCCUGCUAAAUUUCAGAACUAGCACAAAAGCCAAUCACCAACGCCCUUUAACUAAAUUACAGUCAUAAGCCCAAUAAAUAUCACUCCAAAAUGUUUAUCUCUACUUUAGUCUACCACAUAAAGAAUUAUAGAUUUAUGCACUUGGUCCUGAUCUAGUUAGAUUUGGUGGCUUGUGAAGUAUCCCUUAGGGAGGCACAAGCAAUAUGCUUCUAAGGCCAAAAUAGUUUCUUAGGACCUAAAAGUAAAGAUAGUUUUACAUAUAUGAAUGCAUUCUAAUUCUGGAUUGCAUAAAUGGG